AUGAUUUCUUCUUCAUCACCAUCAACAACCCUCCACCACCACCCACCAACAUCUCCACCACCACCCUCACGACGAAACAUACUCAUUUCGGGAUUAGGUGGUGGACUCGAUAUCCACAACUCCAUGCUCAUGUACUUGCUUUUCAAAGAAGGAAAGACUUAUUUAACAUCAACUUCAUCACCACUAAUGGCUUCAUGUACUUAUGAUCAUAAUCAUGCUACUACUACUACUACUACGACUAUUACGACGACUCAAGAAUUUCCCUAUUCGAUUGAAAAUAUAUAUUUAGGCUCCAUUCGUCCCUGUAAAACUUCCGAUAUUGAAAAUCCGUUACAAAUUCUCUCAUCAAGUGUUGCCUUGAUUCAUUCAGAAAGUAAAAUUAAAAUCAAAGGACGUUAUUUGGAGCCCACUCUUGCCUCCGUAUUGAAUGAAAACAUCUUUUUAAUGACUGGUUCUCCGACGGAUACACAUUCGAAUAUAAAACAAAAUGAUGAACACUGGAAUGGAAUUGAGAAUUUAAAAGAAGGCCUCAAAGAUGUCGUUCAACGUUAUGAAUUGACGGAUUUGAUUGUGGUCGAUGGUGGAGGAGAUUCUUUGAUCUUGAAACCUUCAGAUUCUAUUGAUAAAAUUCAUUCUAGUGUAUUCGCGGGAGGAGAUGCUGUGGUCUUGAGUGCUCUCCAUAAACUCUCUCAAGAAAUGCCACAAUUGAAUUUAAUUCAAGGAAUUAUUAGUGUUGGAUUGGAUGUCAAUCGAAAGGCUUUUAAACAAAAUAUUAAAGCCAUUGCACAUCGAGGAGGAUAUUUUGGAAGAAUUAAUUUUGCAACUGGAAAAGACAAGGAUACUCGAAAACAUUCCAAUGAAUUUGUGAAUGCUGUCACUCGAUAUUUAUUUGGAAAUGAAUGUAUUCGAAAGAAUGUUUUAGAGAAAUUUUUCGAACUUUCUGAACAAUAUUUGGUCCUUCAAGAAGAUCACUUACCACAAAGUAGAAUCAUUUCCAACGAAACUCGCCCUACUCGUUUCAUGUCUCAUACAGCAGUUGUGACGUAUCAUGCUUUGAAAGGUAAUUUUGGAUUGAGGAGAACCUUUGUACCAUGGGAACCUAAAUUACAGCAAGGAAAAGGAGUGAUGGUAGAGGAGGAUCAUCAGUGGAUGUAUUUGGUGAAUCCAGCUAUUGCAGAAAUGUUGAAAAUCUCUCAAAAUAGAAGUGAAUAUGACCAAUUGAACAACCUUGAAAAGUAA
Naegleria fowleri is the source of this 1239-nucleotide messenger RNA. RefSeq lists its product as uncharacterized. The record is from RefSeq and is a predicted model, not a curated record. NCBI's taxonomy places the organism in Eukaryota, Heterolobosea, Eutetramitea, Acrasida, Naegleriidae. The transcript has a single exon. The coding region runs from base 1 to 1239 and encodes 412 amino acids.